CAUUAAGGAAAAUGGCGGACGCCCCGCUUAUCGGCAAUGGUAAUUUAUGCUAUCCCUGGAUAUGACGCCUUAGACAUUGUCGAUCAAGAAAAUGGAGCAUAUGGACGGAUCCAUUUUGUUUGCACGUCUAAUUUCCCUCCAUUUUCUAUUGUAAGUCUGUAGUGCAAUAGGUUUUGCCUAAAUGUAGGAUUUUUAAUUUGAAAAAAAUGCUGGUCAAUUUAAAUGAGAAAAAAUAAAUUUGAAUGUUAUGCCCAUACACUACCAACACAAACUUUGUUCACAAUUUUAAUCGGGUCUCGAUUUGAAACGUUUUAUCAAAGGCUAGUUAAAGAUUAUUUUGUUUUUUUCAGAAAGUGCUGAAUCUACAUAAAUCAAUAUUUAAAUCUUUCUUGAAAAUAUAAAAAAUGGCUCAAGCUGUGAUAAAAUAAGGUUCUACUAAUUACUAAACUAUCAAUAAUAACUUUAAAUUUUAAAUAAGUUAUAAUAAGAAGGUAUAAGUAUAGUACUCACUUAUGGUAACUAUUACUAAACUACCUAACUUACUAAUAAUGCUAACUAGACGUAGUACUCUAAAAAAAUGAAUUAGUAGUCCUACUUACUAAAGUUACUACCAUAUCAGCAACACUUUAACUUUAAGUAAUAUACUGUGACUGUAUGUCCACUGCCUAGGCCUAUUUUUUUUUGUGGUUAAAAAUUGUACCAGACUCUGUGUAUAGUAAUAUUAUGUUUAUGAUAUAAUUUAUUGAUAUAAUAAACAGUAGACCCAAUAUAUCUAAUACAUCUAAUGAUUACUCUUCUUAAAAAUAGUAUUGGAUUAAUUUUAAUAGGGAAUAGCUCAAUAGGGGUCAACACCUUAUUGUAGGUACUUCAGUAAAGCACUCCUAGAAAAUUUGUAUCGAAAAUGGGCGUCGACGCAAUGGCAUCAGAGUUUAAAAUUUUUUUUAUGUGAGUGUAAUUUUAAUGAUGCAGGAGUCCUUUUGGCACAUAAUUAAGGUGUGAUUCCGCCCAUUCACAAUAGGCAUUAGGAGAAAUGUUGACCCCCAUUCCCAUUGAGUUUUUUGUUCUUUAUAUCAACUUUAAGUAAGGAAAACCCUAUGUCAAUAAAAGGCAUCUUUCCCUCAAAAAUUUAAAAAAAGAUUCUUUCAUAUUAAAUUCUGAAAAACAUUACGACAUUACAAAUUAAAUGUGUGCCAAUUCUCAUUGAUGUAGGUCGUGUCCAACCUUCGCUAUAGCUUGUCCAAGUAACCUGCAUUACCAUAAGGUCGCUCAGUCUAUUUUCGACAUGUCAUGUGCCACGCCCCUUUUUUAAUGGAGGAAGAUGCAGAUUCUUUGGAAAUAUUUAAUUAUUACAUCAAAAUAUUGGAUAAAUCAUGUUUUAGAAUGAACUUAAAUGUUAUUGAAAGAAUAAUAUUUUAAUUUGAGGUUAGAAAACCAGGUAGAGUCCAUAUUAAAAAUGAUUGGAAUUUGCAGUGUGCAAAAUGGCCAUGGGCAGCCAUUCCCAAACACUUACAUAAUGGCUAUACCGAAGUACUAUCUCAGAGUUUCAUUCAUAAAAGUUACUGUGUCAAAACUAAUAAACCAGGUCAGGGAAAGCAUUAGUCAUGUGCCAAAGUUUAAAGUUCAAAAUAAGUAGUUCCCAAACAGUAUUUUAGUAAUUAGGGCAGGCGUUGCCUUAUAUAGACUAUAUAGCAUAUACCGGUAUACUGGAGGCCGUAGAUUUGGUAAAAGGAAAAGCCAUAUAUUAUUAAAUUGUAUUAAAUUUACUGAUACACAUAUUGCAUAGUUAGAUAAGCUUCAAUUUAUCUAUAAUUGUAUAACAUUAUUAAAAUUAUUUUUUAAUACAGCAUUACUUCUGAAAGUAAAACGCGCAUAAAAUUAUCAUUAAACCAAGAAUGAUAUAGCUCGUGACGCAAACGGCAGAAUUGGGACACAGCAUGUGGAGAUGAGGCUCAUGUUAAAAAAGGACAAACGAAGUCUUACUUUAAAAAUUCAUAACUUCAAAACUACAACAGCUAAAAAUAUUAUUUUGGUGUUAUAAUUCUGUAGUAAAACAUUAGCUCUAUUCAACUAAGCCAUUGGUUUAUUUUUAAAAUUUGUACCAAAGUACCUACAACUUAUUGAUUAUUGGCCUUAUAAAUAAUGGCAUGUAACUGACACUGAUGGAGCAAAAAUCUUUUUGACACCUCCUGCUAAUUGGCAUUGCAUGUUCAGUUCUAUACCAUAUAUUUUUUAAAUCUUAACACUUUUGCAACAUCCCCCUCCCCCUCUCCCCCUCCCCCUCUCCCCUUUAAAAAUAAAAAAAAAUUAUUGAAUAGAAAUCGCUAAAAAAUAAAAAUUCUUUUGAUUUUGGCACUUUGUAAAAUUAAAAUGCAACCCAUGAUUGUUAACAACUAAAUUUGUUAUGUCUAAUUAGAGUUUUGUAAACGUAACAUAUUUUUUACAUUAAGUUCUUAAAGUGAAUGAGAUUUCAAUACUAUUUUUUAAAACCAUUUAAAAAAAAUACUUUUCAGCAAUAUGUAUAUGAUAUAUUUUUUAACUUCACUUCUAGCUAAGGACAAAGCUUCAAUAAUCUCAGCGUUUUAAAUUUUUUAAUGAAAUGAGUAGGAGCAUUUUUAAUUAAAUUCUUUUGUAACUGGCCUACACACAAAAUUUAAACAGUUUUUAAAUGUUUCUAUAUUUUUGAAUCUAUAAGAGUGAGAUCAAGAAAUCUUUAUUUGAAGAUAUUUAAGGUGGCCUAUGUCAAAUUCUAACAACCGUAUUGCGAAAUUGCAAAUUAAAAAAAUUAUUUUACGUAGCGGCAAGCCUGUGAAGAAGUCACAGCUCCGCAGGGCACCAUAAUGCUCAGUUUGGAAACCUCUGUUCAAAGAGGAAAUGUCACAUGCACACAUUUUGUACUUAGAUAGGCAGCAAAUGCCUAUCCAUGGGAUCGGAAUUUUUAAAAGUUUGUAAACAAAAGUUCAAGACAGUAGUGGACAGGUGAAUUUCUCUUCUGAGCUACAUUAUCACGGGCGUGUGGAUUUUAGAUAGGAAGCAGCUACAUAAAGAGUACAACCUGAGAACACCCAGUAAUUAGUUUUACUUACUACAAUGAAAGUGAUUGAAACAUAACUGAAACGAAACAUUACUUUUUUUAGUUUUUUGUGGUGGAAGGUGGGGGGCAGGGGUAUAAGACAUAAUAUUUGGGUCUGUUUGUAAUCAUGGGGGAAGAGGGGGUAAAAGAUCGACAAAACUUGCUCAUUGUCAUUUAUGGAUGGACCCUAACGGAUAUAUUUCUAUAAUUCUUGUAAUAGGUGUACAUUGGAGAAAGUAAAAAUUUCAUCUAUUGUAGAAAUGAUAUAAAACAAUGCAUUUCCCCAAGAAUAGUGAAGGCAGAGAUUGCUGGUUUGUUCCAGAAAUUGGAGUACCUAUUAUAAGAGCCAACAGAGAUUCAUCGUGCACAGUCAGUAUUGGAGUACCUAUUAUAAGAGCCAACAGAGAUUCAUCGUGCACAGUCAGUAUUGGAGUACCAAUUAUAAGAGCCAACAGAGAUUCAUCCUGCACACCGAGUAUUGGAGUGCCUAUUAUAAGAGCCAAUAAAACAAGUUAAUCAGUUCAUAAUAGGAUUUUUAAGAACCAAUAAUUUCCCUAAUGGUCCAGUCUGUCAUGACAAAAUUCUAUUGAUCCCACUAAUUUCCAUGUUACCAUUUUUUUGGCAGCACAUGGCUUUAGGCAAUACAAAAUAUUAGUGUCUAUUUUUGUAUUCUUAUGCUCUGCUGACAAAUGAAAGAUUCAUAUUCACCAUUUGAUGUCAUUAUAUGGUUAAAUGAUAAACUUUGCGAUAUUUGAUUGCAGAUGUAUCAACAUGUUUGAUAUUUUGAGCAGGAAAACCAUUUUUUUUUUCUAUUUUAAAUGCUAUAAUCUUUAAUGUUUAACAUUUUUGCUACUGAUCACUUACUGUUAAUCAAAGGAGCAUGCUGUUCCUACACAAAUUCUUCUAAAUACAAUGUUGCUCUGGAAACUUAUAAAUAAAUCAUGUACAUACAAAUAACAUAUAGAAAAAAAAUUCUUUCAUAAAAAAUUAAAAGUGUUAAUAAAUAAUUUAAAUAAAAAGUAUUAUUUAAUAAAUAAAGCUACUACAUACAUUUAUUAUAAGUCUGCUCAACUGUCAUUUUUUAUUUCUAUGAUACAAAGCUAUUUAAGGAGAUCAUUGUCAUAUUUAAUUUAUGAAGUUAUUUAUAAUUUAUGUACAUUUAAUUUCAGAAAAUAAAAGGAUAAAUGGUGCAAACCUUAACUUAAUAUUGUUGAAGGAAGCGAGUGAUGGAGACAGGCACACCGACACAUGAAACAAGUGGAGAUGGAAACAUGAAUACAAUCAAUAUGGGCUCGGUUGGGAUGGCACUACCCGUAACAUCUGGUAUAGAUCCUUCAGUUAACUCAGCCAUUAAUUCAGGAACUGUUACAGGAACAAUAUCGGUACCGUGCAGCGCGGGUGACGGCGGAUCACAACAGCAAAACAGUUUACAAGCACAACCUCAACAUAUUCAGAUUCCGGGCACAGCCAUGUCCAUUGGAAGCCUGGCCGUGGCCAUGGGAUUAUCAGGAGGAAACGCGGAUCCCAACAGCUUGACUUUUACCAGCAAUGCUCUGGCAACACUGAGCGCCAGGAUGGGCAUGAGCUCUGUGGCUGGUACCAACGCAGCUGGUCUGGUGGCCGCCGGGAACAGUUUAGUUACAUUUCCUGGUAACGCAGCACUGAACCUCGUUCCAGGAGUCGGCAUGAAUCUCCAGGCCGGGGGAACUGGUGUAAGUAUUGUAGAUGGCAGUGGGCUCAGCAUGGCAGUGGCAGGAGGGUUGGCAAUGCAAGCAGCAUCAAAUGUAAAUGUUGUUGGAGUACAAACUUCUAACAUUGGGAACUCCAACAACAUGAAUGUCUCACAGCAGCAGCAAGGGGCCAUGCUCCACAACAGUGUUCAUAUCAAUGCAAGCGGCAGCAAUGUUGGUAUGAUGAACAGCAUGAACAGUGGUGGUGGUGGUGGUUCAGGGGGCCAUUCAGCCAGCUGCUGUGGUGGAUGUAGAACCCGAGUCACUGUCAAGGAUCAGUCGUCACAAACAGAUCUGUCAACAGUCAUACAGGUAUACCAUUUGGGGGACAUUUAACAAACUAGUUUGCAUUGUUCUUUUGUGGCACCUGUAUUGGCUGUAAUGUCCAACUUUCUGUCAGCUGACCCACCCGCCAUAUUGUUUUAUUUCAAUUCCUCUCAGAUUAAGAGUGGGUGAUUUUUACUAACAGUGGAUAUCUAUUCUAAUCUAGUCAUUUAUGAGAUUUAAUUUGACUGUGAAAACACUGCAUAAGAUUUAAACUAAGUUUGGAAAAUAUCUAAGACACGCUAACUGUAAAUGUACAGGGGGCAGUGCUAAGAUUCCCCUUGGCGUUGGAGUCUGCAUUUGUAUGUUUUCACAAAAUUUGGCUUUAGAACUAUUUAUCAUGAGUCACCAUUGAUCCUAAUUUUCAAAACAAAUAAAGGUUAGAGCAAAUAACUAGAUUGUAGUUUGCAAAUUAGAUUUUAAGCCAAAUGCAGUGUUCUCACUGGGGAGAAUAGCGAAGUUAAAGAAAAAAAGAGCUUUUAUUUUAUUUUACAUCCUUUAAUGGGUAAGCUCUAACUCCCCUGAGUUGAAGUUAAAGAAACUUAUUUAAAUACAGAUGGCAUCAUAUUGCAACAUUAUUUUCAUUAAGUUUUCCAUUUCUUUGUGAGCUCAGGUCAUCACUGACUGUUUUUAAAUAAUGUUAGUAAAUGGCUUGCUCAGAGACCAUAUACAUUAAAUGAGAUGAAUAAUUCAAUUACAAUUUUUUUUUAUGGAUAGAGGAAAUCUGCAAUUGGGCCAUCUCAGUUGGAGUCAUUACGAUACAAUAUUUGUUAUUGGAAUGUUUACGAGCAGUCAGUGAUGUUGACUAAUAUUCCCAAGCCAGAAGACGUAGGACUCGGUUCUCUGUAGUGCUGAAUACAAGCAUUCUCAACAUUUCCAACCGUUUUUUUAAAAUGUCUCUGCUUUUGGCUAGGGCCAUCAUUUUCCCAAAAUGCCAUCAAGGUUCAUGAACGGCAGCUGAGUAAGUAAAAAUGUAUUCUCCCUAUAGGUGAAAGCUGAAGAAAGGCUGGCAAGAAGUGGGCUCAUGCCGGGCGCUCGUCUCAUUUCACAUAGUCCUGGUUCUACCGUUAGCCAUGCUAAUCCCAACAGUCACCAUGGACCUAACUAUCCGUGCAGUUGUGACUUUUGCGGGAGGAUGUUUGCCAAGAAGGAGUACUUGCGCAGACAUGUCAGGAUCCACACUGGAGAGAGGCCGUACAAAUGUGUCAUCUGUGGUCACAGUUUCAGACGCAGGUCAGUUCUUUCCGGACAAGAACUAUUAACACGCUUUUCUCAUUUGUAAAGUUAAUGCAAUUUUUUUUUGAAGUACCUAAGAGCUUUUAUUUGUUUUUUCCCCCUCAUAAACUUACCUCACGAUGAUGUUAAUUAUUCUGGUGAGCCGAGACAUAUUCCCAUUUUUAGUGCUAGGAGCAAAACUUGAAGAAAGAAGAAAAAGACUUUGUUGCCCACAAAAAAAUUAAAUAAAAAGGAAAUAAUAAAAAAAAAAACAACUUGUGUAAGGUGUAAUAAAAAUUGAUAAUUUAUUAAAAAUCAAAACAGAUGACUGGUCAUUAUUUAUAAUCAAAACAGAUGACUGGUCAUUAUUUAUUGUUAGUGGCCUAUUAAAUGAAAGUAGAGGCAAACAAGGCCUCUUCUGUAGGGGCACAUGUUGUUCAUCUGAGAUAAGGCACAUGAUUUUGGGUCAUAUUUUUGUGGCUGAAUUGAAAAAAAGUUGUCAUCUGCUUAACUUGAUAUAAAAUUGAUCAAAUUACGUCAGCGAAUGCAAUUUCACUCUUUAUCGUCCUUGGCUUUUGUGACCUGCACACUUGGUUUUAUUCCUAUUUGUUCACAAACCCACCAUGCAUGUGUGCCGCACCUCCCCCCCACUGCUUGGCUCAUCCACACCUUCUGCUCAUUCUUUCAGCCAUCAUCUCCGCUGUCAUGAGCUGACGCACACGGGCACCAAACCCUACACUUGUGGCAUCUGUGGGAAGGCGUUCAACCUGAGGUUUGUCUUUCAUGCAGGGUUGCAUGUUCGUAGUGUACUCUAGAUCAUAAGUAGCACCAAAUACACACGAACAACCCAUUUCCAUGGGAUCUCAAAAUUCAUUGGAAAAAAAAACUGAACUGGUUUGCUCUUCACUUUUGAUAUACUUUUUAGAAUAAAAAUAACUGGAGUCUCAAAAGACUAUUUCAAAAUGUUAGUUUCAAAAGGGUUUCAUUGAGCUAUGUUUAUCCAUUAAAAAAUGCCCUGUCUUUAAAAAUGUCGUAAAAAUUAUUUUAAAGAAAAAAGGUUUGUGUCUUGCAGAAUGCACUAGCUCUCUUUAAAAGAAAGAAAGAAAAGGACCAUAAAUUAAAUUCUAAUUAACAUCUAUCAAAGUAAAUUCAAAUUUGAUUGAAAAUGGGAAUUUUAAUUUGUUAAAGGAUAGUACAUCUCAAUGAGACCAAAACUAGUAAUGCAGUGCUCUGAAAGAAUGGUUGCAUGUAACCCUGCAAGCACAAACCUUGGAUUGUUCGUUUCAAAGUUUCUUUAUUUCUCAUUGUCUUCUCGUAUAUUGUUCUCUUCUCUUGGUUAUUGUUUACAUGUUUCCUACCUUGUAGCCUACAGCGGUCAUUGCAUCUUUAAAAUGACACAUAUGUAGCAAGGUUUGUUUUUUCAGUGAGGGUUUAUUCAAACUCAUGGAGCAGAAGUAUUUCAAAAUAGAAUUGUCAAAAUUAUGUCAUUUCUAAUGCAGAACCAGAGGAUGUAUUUAUAUUAAGAGCUAUGAUCAAAUAAAUAGUUUAGCUUUUAAAAUUGGAAAAAGAAAUGAAUUCUGGACCAAGUAAAAAAAGCAAGCAUCUAAAAUGGAAAUUUAAAUAUUUUUUUGGUGUAUGUUAAAGUGGAGCAUGACACCAAUAUGUAGCUAUUUAUAUUGGUAAAGCAUACGAUUUAACUUUAUGUUACAUUAUAAUUGGUUCUCAAAACACGUCUUCAACUUUGUGGUAUUGAAUGUGUCAAGUUUUAGUGGAUAAAUCUGUUUUAGUGUUUUGCUUUAAAUGUUGCAGUAGACAUACAUGUUGUGGAGUAUCUUUCAAACGAAAUGUUGACGAAAGUCUUGUUAUUUAUUAAAAAAAAUUUUUGCCUCCUUAUUUCUCCCUAUCAGCCACCAUUUGCGACGUCACGAGAUGACCCACACAGGAGAGAAGCCCUACGCCUGUACAGAGUGCGGCAAGGCGUUCACCCGCAAGCAGCAUCUGGACCGCCAUUACAAGACACACACAGGCGAGUACCACCGCACCUUCAAGUGUCCGUUCUGUGAGAAGAUGUUCUUCCGUGCUCAUCACCGAGACAAGCACAUGAAACGACAUGGUGAGGGUGAGGAUUUGUGCACCAAUCGACACCCAUUAUCCAAUCACUUUGUUACCUCCAUGGAUUGUUUGUUUCGCAGUCUUUAGUUGUUUGUCUUUUGUCACUAGCCAUCCAGUAUGAUCAUGAUAUGCUUGGCUGGGUCCACACACAAAAAAGGAGAACAUAUCUAGGCCACUCAAACCUCUCUAGGAUUUUUCUCAUCACACCUCUAAAGAUUAUCAAACGACAUUCCGUCUUGGAGAUAAAAUUUAUCUACAUUGCUAUGCAUUCAUGAUCUCCUGAUAGCACUUCCAUUGGGCAAAUGGGUAGAUGUUGGUGUUUCGUUUGGAUUUAAUCGUUAACGGUCCACCUGUUGUCCAGGCGUGCAGUUAUUAAGCCAGUCAGUUUUUAAAUGUUGUGCAUGAGAAGAAUCCAAGCAGACUUGUAACACCCAGUUGGAACUAACAAGACGAAAUCAUGAUCAAACUGUCCAGAUUUUCUUCUUGUUUAAUUUAAUGACUUCUUGUGGGUGUAUUAAUGUCAACCUGUCCAUUUGGUGAUGAUGACUUGUCGGAAUUAAUUUGGUGAUGACUGAAUACUGGUUUGUGCGUGUGUGUUAUUGAUAGGAUGUUGCACAAGGCGUUACUUUCUGACACUUGCACGAGGCAAGUCAAAAGGGCAGCUGAAUUCUAUCAGUGAAUGUAAUGUAAUAUCUGGAACUAGAAAUCAAUUGCAAGUAUUUUCAUCAUGUCCCCAUCAGCGGAGCCGACGAGUAAUGGCUUUGAUAAGGAUGAUUGCGCCACAUACAUAUAUAAAAAGUGAAGUUGGGUCGUAAUGUUAUGAAGAUUGUUGAUUAAACAAACUUUGAUUAUUUUUAUGAGAAAGCAUAAAUAUUGCAUGCGUUGAAUGUAGAAUUGGAAACCUAAAAUUGUCCAAAUUUAAAAAAAAUAGUUGUAGACAUGGGUGCCACUUUUCCGGCUUAUCCCGGAAUUCCGGAUUCGUGAGGCUAAAUAAUUUUUCAGCUCCGGAUUUGCGAGUUUUUAUAUUCUCUCGCUCCGGAUUUGCCAGGUAAAUUUAUUCAAAUACGGAAUCGGUCUGGGUUUUUGAAAAAAAAUAUCAAUGUGUAACAGAAUGCGUGAAAGCCUAUUAAAAUUUAGCGAGCGCGGGUACGCUAAAAACUGGGGAAAUUCUUUGAAAAUGGACGUUAAUCGCAGAUCUCGUCUAUUUUUAGCCUUUCUAUUGCCAGGGUGCUAGUGGUAUCCCCUGUGCAUGCGUUUUGAGCACUACACGUUUCGAGUACCGUACUACUUCGAUAGACCAGAAAUAUUUCUUUUCUGUGCACAUCGCCGAUCAAGAGAUAUUUGAAGUGUUUGGGUAAGCAAAGUGUAAAAUGUAGUAAAUAUUUUUUAAUUUAGUUUUUAAUUGUUGGGUAACCAUUAUAAUAAAUGGAAAACUACUCGUCCAAGCGCUCUCUAACAAGACUAAGCUUAGCAUACUCAAAAUUUACCGUAACCUUUGUAAGUUUUACUGUAUGCAGGCGACAUGUAUUUUUUGACAAUUAGAAGUAGAAGAGCUAGACAGCGUUUAACUUUUUUAAAGACUUCUUAAGUUCACUUUACAUUUAAUUAUGGAGUAAGCCUUCUAAUUUUAAAGAGGCUAAUAUGAUUAAGUUAUUUUUAUCCAUUCAGUAGUGAGCCUAACAUAACUGUAUUUAGUUAGUCUUUAUUUAUUAGUUAUGCACUCCUGUGUUCUGACUCUGGGUAUACUUUACGGAACGGGUAAUUCUACUAUUACUACUAUUCAUAAUGCUCUGUAUUACCAUAGUGCCGUAGUUUAGUACUGGUAUAAUAUAGUCUAUAUUAUUAUGUAUGCCUUACUAUAAAUUAUAAAUCUAAUAUGAUAAUAUAUUUUAUUUUUUGUUUCACUAUUCAGGAUCUAGGCUCAAUAAAAUAAUGUCCAACAGUUCCUUUAAAGAACUGAUGGUCACUACAGCAAUCAUGAUUGAACAAGUCAUCACUGCUAUACUAUGCUGGAAAUACUGAUAUCAAGUAUUCAAGGGGAAAAUGUUUAAAAUGUCCUGAUGAGACCAGCUUUAUCACCUAUCUUAGGUGUCCACUUCUGCAACUUCUCAAUUUGUGUGUCAAAAUAUGAAAAUCUCACAUUUAGGGGAUUUCAUAGACACUAAAGUGUGUUGGCUCAAACUAUCCAUUUUCAUCAUAAAGAAGAGAACAUGAACUCCAUAUAAGAAAAGAUGCUUCCACUUGUGGUAGCUAUACGUUUGUUCUAAAAUGCCCAGACAACACAUUGCAAAAGUUGACUUUUCAAGUUUAAGUAAAUUGAAAAAUUGCACUUGCUAGGAAAUUUAAUAAAUGUUUACAUGUAUACACCUUAAUUGUUUGAUUUUGUUCAUUUGUGAUGUAUCUCAAUGUUUUAUUUGAUAAUUUCAUGUUUGUUUUUUAUAUUAAUCAACAAAAACGCCGCAUUGCGAUAAUUUGGAAUCUUGAGUUUCAUUAAGUUUCAGGGAUUGGAAAAUUUGUUUCAGGUUUCAAGAACUUUUUAGAAAGGGAUUUCAGGGUUCACAGUUUUCAGUGAGUGGCGGCCCCCCUGGCUAGAGGUUUUUUCAAAAAAAUUUGAUAAGAGUUUUACAUUUUAAUUCCAUGAAUGUUAUUUUUACAUUGUAAUCAAAGACCAGUUGAAAGCUGCUUUACAGCAGAUGGUUUAGGUUGAAAGCUGCUUUACAGCAGAUGGUUUAGGUUGAAAGCUGCUUUACAGCAGAUGGUUUAGGUUGAAAGCUGCUUUACAGCAGAUGGUUUAGGUUGAAAGCUGCUUUACAGCAGAUGGUUUAGAGCAUUACAGUGCUGCCCUUCAAUUUUAACAUAAAAUCCAUGGAGGGGGAUGACAUCAUGGGUCCCUCACCCACACUAUGUCUAAACAUGUGUCCCUUCUGAGUAACUGAGUUGACCUAUAUAGACAUGAAUGUAUUAUGUGCUCCACUCCCCAUUUCAGUGCUGACCACCCCGGACCUGACUGCCGCCACUUUCUCUCCAGUCAACAACAUGAACCUGUCCAUCAGGGCUGACGGCACGUUGAGGGCGGAUGGGAUUUCAGCAUCGCCUAUUAGUGUGGCCAGCAAGGACGAAUCCCAUAGGUAAUUAUUUUGAUUUGCUGUUAAGAACUGUCCAAAAUUAUCCUAGUCUGGAAUCACUAGCUUGGUAAGAUCAAAUGCAACAUUAAUUCUAAUUUAAACUCAUUUUUGAUAGAAAGUAUUUAUUACUGCAUUUCAAGUUGAAUACACUUGUCUUUAAGACAAUACAUUGAAAACAAACAAUGUUUAACUCUUAACAAAAAUAGAGUGUGUAUUUAUUGUAAAUUCUUUUAUAAAAAAAAAAUUAUGUGUUUUUAUUGUAAAUUCUUUUAUCCACCCAAAAUUCAUUUCCCAACGGUUCUUAUCGUGAACUCUUGAGAGCGAUUCUUUCAAUGUCUAAAAACUCCUGUUGUCAAUGGUCGGUGGUUCUCUGUGAAAGAUAAGGUUAGGGGUUAGGGCUAGUCCAUCUUUUCUUUGUAUUGCUUCACCAGCUUUUUUAUGGUAGUCAACGUCCAAUUUUUAAAGAUUUUGAUGUAUUUUGACAGUUCAGAGGACUACCUCACUUCUGACGAGGAAGGCAAAAUUCCCAACCCAAACAAACCUAAGGAGGGAAGCAAGAAAAGAAAAGGAACUUCUCCAAUGCGACUGAGAUUCCCAUACGACUAUAAUGCAAAGGAUGGUGGGGGACAUGAGGGGAUGAAGCUCACCAACAUGGAUAUGACGGGGAUGAAGAACAUGACUUUCCCACUACCCCCGGGAGCGGCGGGCCCCAGCCAUGGUCCGGGAUUGCACGGCCAGUCCAACACGAUCUUAACAACACCCACGAGAGGGCGACCCAGGGGAAGUAAGAAUAGAGGUGGUGGGUCGAACCGCGGCAAGAAGAAGGCGGAGAGGGCGCAACUGAUGAAUCAGCUGGGUCUGGAGAUGAAAACGGAGAGGAUGGAUAUGGAAAGAGAAGGUGGAUAUGGAGGGAUAAAAAAAGAUGAAGACAUGAUUGGGGGGUAUGGUGGAAAGACAAUCCCAAACAUUCCUCAGCAAUUUGUGUCGGAAUCUGUGGUCGUGAGGCACCCACUGCAGGUGGGCAGUCCUCAUGGAAUAGGGCAGCAACAGCAGUCUAUCAAACAAGACGGUUCGACGCCGGGCUCUAAUCCAACGCCGACUCCCACGCCAACGCCAGACGGUCGAGGGCCUCCGCUUCAGUGGCAGCCCCAGCAACAGCAGCAGGUUGGAAUGAACCAGUCGGGAGGGGGCAACGGCGGAGAGUACAUGCCCAGCAUGAACAGGCAACUCCACACACCCGGGCCGACAUCUGGAGUCAACUCGGCCGGUGCCAGCAACGGAGGUGCCGGAGAUGUGCAGCAGACAAUGCACUACAAGCCCCCGGGCACACCUGAUCAAGCACUUCACCAUGCAUGGUCAACCAGUGGCAACUGGCCGCGACUGGCUUUGGCUUCAGAGCCUAUUCCUAACUCGUACAACCAAGUGGAUGCAUCUCGCUUCAUGAAUAUUUACAGUGCUUCAAAGGUCAUGGAGAUGCGGAUGGCUGAUCUACGAGGGCCCCAAAAUUUUGAUGGGGGCCAAUGGAAUAAUCAGGGGCGGCGAGACCAAGGACAGGAUAAGGGAGACAACAGAAUAUAUAGCAUGCAUCAGUGAGUUAUCUCCUGCUGCCAGAACAUUAUUUAAUCGGCCACCAUCACCUCCUCACUAUGUUGUCUUGGAAUAUUACUUGGAAUGGAAAGAAGAAUCAAAGAUAGCAUUGGAGAAGUCAAGUCUACAAUGAGUUCAUUGUAAAUUAAAUUGCCUGGUGACUGGGAACUGACAGGGUUGUAAAACAUCAGAUCCGUUUCCCUCAAUAUAGAUAAAAGCUUUGACUCAUCUCCCCUGCCAAGUCUGUGAGAUAGACAGACCUCAUGAACAAAAGCUUUAAGACGGCUACGCUAUUGAAGGGAGGCUAUUCAGCAUUCACUAAAAGUGGUUGAAAAUUGUGAAUUACAGGAGCAAUGGUUAAAUAUUGGCUGGAGAUGAACAAAUGUACCGCUAGUAGUUGGAGGUAUAUGAGGAUAUACAAGGUAUUCACUGUUUGACCUGGACACUUGAACUAGACUAUUCUAGGUACAAAUGGCAUGGGGUGAGUGGGGAUUAAUUGAUGGAUCAAUUAAAUUAUUAAUUGAUAAUCAAAUCAGCUCCAGGGCUGUAAUAAAGGAAGAGCAAAAUUGUUCAAUCUUCAUAAAAUUUGAUAUCGGGAUCUUGUUGGAUUUGAUGAAUAUCGAACAUGCUUAUCUCAUUUGAAUGUAAGCUGACAGCUGCUACACGUGUAUGUGAAAGACCAGUUGCAUUGGAAUCUCUUGGGAAUUGUGUUUUGGCAAACAAAAAAAUCUUUGAAAAACACGACCAAAACAAGAACUUGGGCCAGCCAACAAGCCUUGUUCAAAAGACAUGAUAGUAGUUUUGAACAAAGUCACAGAACACGGGGCUUGUGGGAGGGACGGCUUAUGGGACGUUCUAACUUGUGUGAAAUUUGGAAGAGAGCGUGCAUCCCUGACUUUAGGUUUUAUUAUACACACAUAGACCACACUAAAAUAUGUCAAGGUUGGAAACCACUACGCAAUCGCAACAUGCAUAACUGAUUUGUACAUAAAAAUCUCAUUUAUAACUUUCUUUGAUGGACGUAUUAUACACAUUUUUUAUAAUAAAAAAAAUUUAGUUAAUAUUUUAUUAUUAUACAUUAUGGUCAAUGAAUUUUUGGAGGAAAAAAACCAGUUAAAGAUGGCUUCUACAAAGAAAUUUGUCUUAUUUCCAAUGUAACAGUUAAAAUUAAUCUAUUUUUGUUUGUUUGAACUCUGUCAUCAGCCCUCACCAUUCUAUUGUUGUACUGCAUGCCAUUAGCCCAAUUUGUUCAAUUGCUUUUAAGCCGCUCAUCAGGUGGUUAGCUGUGCUAGUGUCGGACACUUUGUCGAACUUGCUAAAAUCUUAUUUGGAAAUGAACAUGUGGAAGAAAAGAUUGAUUUUUGUCGACAAAUUCUGUGGUAGUUUACAAAAAAAUAAAAUAACAUCAAGUGUGAACAUGGUUCAUUGUGUCAAUGAAAUAGCCCAACGAGGUUUGUGGAAGCUUGAAUUUAAGGACAGGACAAUAAGAUUAGAACGUUUGGGCAUAGAGCCUUCCUCAGCGCACAGGACAAAUGUCCAGUGAUCGUUCAUUGUGUCGGUGAUAUGGCACUGAAGCCAUUCAUGGUGUCAUUGAAAUGGCAUCGAAGCCGUACAUUGUGUCAGUGGUAUUGCUUUGAAGCCGUUCAAAGUGUCAGUGAUAUGGCAUCCCAUUAAAAUGUCUACUUGUUGAAUCAUAUAAAUACUUGGACAGUUUUGAGGGAAAGAAAAGGUUACGCUGGGGGUGGU
This is a messenger RNA of Lymnaea stagnalis (great pond snail), 14909 nucleotides long. The record is from the annotation of a GenBank genome assembly. NCBI's taxonomy places the organism in Eukaryota, Metazoa, Mollusca, Gastropoda, Lymnaeidae.